GGAGGCUGAGGCAGGAGGAUCACUUGAGCCAGGGAGUUUGAGAUUGCUAUGAGCUAUGAUGUUUCCAGAGAAGAGAUGUCUGAAAAGGAGACAAAGACAGGGCCACAGUAUAUGAGUUGGGGGCAGGGGGCAGGGGAGACUGAGACUGUGCUCCCAAAUCCUUUUCUGUGUUUUCCCAUUUCCGUUUUUUUCUGGGUUAAUUUAUAACACUGCUGUGUCCCAGCUUUUCCACAGAGCCCUCCCCUUCACUGCCCCCAUUGUUAAGAAAAGCUUAGGCCACGUGACAGUGAGGGGCGUGCACCCACAGCUGGUUAUGUCAGCAGCUGCUUGGGGCCUCUUCACUUGCUACCCACGUUUUCCAGGGAGUCUUGAGAGGAACAACUCAUUACAGUCCUGAAUGGAGGGGCCGUGUAACUGCUGCUCUACUGGACCCAGACUGGCAUUUUAUUUCUCCCAAUUAAGGCCUUGUUCUCUUUCUUGGACUUGGUGUUCUGCUCUUCCCUUCUUUAAAAGAAUUAUAAUUUCCAGCCCCUUCUCCACUGCUGAGACUCCCCCACUUUCCCUACUUAUCCUUGUUAAAAUCAAAACCAUCAUGUUUAUUGAUCACCUGCUAUGUUGUGGGGUGUCCUGGGUGCUGGGGAGUACAGUGAAUGAGACAGAUGAGAUUCUGCUGGGUGCCUGGAUCUUGGCUUUCUAUUUUCCAAACAGUGGGGAUAUGAAGCCCUUGCCACUCCAUCUCUCUCUGUCUAGGACCCCAGUUGGCCUCUUCUUUCUGCUAUCUCCUUUGUCCCUUUGUAGUCCUAGCUUCCUGGCCCCCACUUUUGGGGCAGCCCUAACUGUGGGUGGCUGCAUCCUCUGGAGAGAAGUACAUACAAAUCACCAAGUAGGCUGCCCGGAGACCUUUUCUCUGAUUGGCCACAGAAUUACCUGCUAUUGUUUGCCUCCAUAGCCCCUAAUGGUUCAGGCUGCCCCUUCCAUUGUCUGCAUCCUCUUUCUACCCACUCAACCUCUAUCACACGUGGACCCUCAACUGUCUUCCUCCCAGGAUUUUGAAGUGUCAGAGGAAGGGGUUGGGUCAAAGGACUUCAGUGUGUAUGGUGACAGGCUGGGAAGGGCAACCAGGAAAAGCCAAGCCAGGUUUCUGUCUCUUUCGCUCCUCUCAGGGAGCAGUCAUCCCAUCCAGCUUGGUUCAACUCCCAGGGUCUGCAUUCCUUUUCCCCACACCUGGAAAGGCCAAGGUGCUAAGGUAUUCUGUUCUGCAAGGCUGGUUCGCUCAGGAAGUAGACAUCUCUUGAGCACCUGAGUACCUACUGUGGCACAGGCAUUUUCCCUGAAGAGGGACAGCUUAUCUCCCUUCUAUUAUUCACUGUGCAAGGCGUCCUGCGCCCAUUGGCUGGGCGGUGUCUGGGGCCCUUCAGCCCAGCGCCAGCACCCAGGUCCACGUGCGCCAGUGUGUGUGACACAGCCCUGACCUCAGUGGGGGACAAUAGCCAAUCAGGCGCCGGGAAGAGAUCCCCAGCCAAUCGGGGGCGGGGCCUGCGGCUCCACCGGCAGGAGGCCAAUGAGGGGGCAGUGCCUGGCAUUAUGCAACCCGCCUCCCCGCCCCGCGGAGCCUCCACUCUGCUGCUGGCUGGAACCGCGGCGGGCAGGCGGACGGAGGACACUCGCACUGCCAGGUACUGGCUGUGAUCAAACUUCUCAACCCUCAGAGACCUAGAUCUCCCACCUUACAACAUCAGCCAGGCCUCCAGGCCCCUUCGUGCAUCCGUGGUGGCCUCUUCGGCUUCCCUGUUUUCCUGUCCUCCCCAUGGCCAAGACAUGAGCGGUCCCCUAGAAGGGGCUGAUGGGGGAGGGGACCCCAGGCCGGGGGAAUCCUUUUGUCCUGGAGGGGUCCCAUCCCCAGGGCCUCCACAGCACUGGCCUUGCCCGGGCCCCAGCCCGGCCGAUGACACUGAUGCCAACAGCAAUGGCUCAAGCGGCAAUGAAUCCAACGGGCAUGAAUCCAGGGGUGCAUCUCAACGGAGCUCACAUAGUUCCUCCUCUGGCAAUGGCAAGGACUCAGCCCUUCUGGAGACCACUGAGAGCAGCAAGAGCACAAACUCUCAGAGCCCAUCCCCACCCAGCAGUUCCAUUGCCUACAGCCUCCUAAGUGCCAGCUCGGAGCAGGACAACCCGUCUACCAGUGGCUGCAGCAGUGAGCAGUCAGCCCGGGCAAGGACCCAGAAGGAACUCAUGACAGCACUUCGGGAGCUCAAGCUUCGACUGCCGCCAGAGCGCCGGGGCAAGGGCCGCUCUGGGACUCUGGCCACGCUACAGUACGCACUGGCCUGUGUCAAACAGGUGCAGGCCAAUCAGGAAUACUACCAGCAGUGGAGCCUGGAAGAGGGUGAGCCUUGUGCCAUGGACAUGUCCACCUACACGCUGGAGGAGCUGGAGCACAUAACAUCUGAGUACACGCUUCGCAACCAGGAUACCUUCUCGGUGGCUGUCUCCUUCCUGACAGGCCGAAUUGUCUACAUUUCGGAGCAAGCGGGUGUCCUGCUGCGUUGCAAGCGGGAUGUGUUCCGGGGUGCCCGCUUCUCAGAGCUCCUGGCUCCCCAGGAUGUGGGCGUCUUUUAUGGUUCCACAGCCCCAUCUCGCCUGCCCACCUGGGGCACUGGGGCCUUGGCAGGUUCAGGCCUCAAGGACUUCACCCAGGAGAAGUCUGUCUUCUGCCGUAUCAGAGGAGGCCCUGACCGGGAUCCAGGGCCUCGGUACCAGCCAUUCCGCCUAACCCCAUAUGUGACCAAGAUCCGGGUUUCAGAUGGGACCCCUGCGCAGCCAUGCUGCCUGCUCAUUGCAGAGCGCAUCCACUCCGGUUAUGAAGCUCCCCGGAUCCCCCCCGACAAGAGGAUAUUCACUACGCGGCACACACCCAGCUGCCUCUUCCAGGAUGUGGAUGAAAGGGCUGCCCCACUGCUGGGCUAUCUGCCCCAGGACCUCCUGGGGGCCCCAGUGCUCCUAUUCCUGCAUCCUGAGGACCGACCCCUCAUGUUGGCCAUCCACAAGAAGAUCCUGCAGCUGGCAGGCCAGCCCUUUGACCACUCCCCUAUCCGCUUCUGUGCCCGUAACGGGGAGUAUGUGACUAUGGACACCAGCUGGGCUGGAUUUGUACACCCCUGGAGCCGCAAGGUGGCCUUUGUGUUGGGUCGACACAAAGUACGCACGGCACCCCUGAAUGAGGAUGUCUUCACACCCCCAGCCCCCAGCCCAGCUCCGUCCCUGGACACUGAUAUCCAGGACCUGUCAGAGCAGAUCCACCGGCUGCUGUUGCAGCCUGUGCACAGCCCCAGCCCCACAGGGCUCUGUGGAGUUGGCCCUGUGACAUCCCCAGGUCCCCUGCACAGCCCAGGCUCUUCCAGUGAUAGCAAUGGGGGUGAUGCUGAGGGGCCUGGGCCUCCCGCCCCGGUGACUUUCCAGCAGAUCUGUAAGGAUGUGCAUCUGGUCAAGCACCAGGGGCAGCAGCUUUUUAUUGAGUCUCGGGCCCGGCCUCCAACCCGGCCCCGCCUCCCCACAAUAAGCAUGUUCAAGACCAAGGCCCUUCCUUGCCAGUCCCCAGACCCAGAGCCAGAGUUGGCUGCUGCUCCAAUCCAGGCCCCACUAGCCUUGGUCCCUGAGGAGGCUGAGAGGAAAGAAGCCUCCAGCUGCUCCUACCAGCAGAUCAACUGCCUGGACAGCAUCCUCAGGUACCUUGAGAGCUGCAACAUCCCCAGCACGACCAAACGUAAAUGUGCCUCCUCCUCCUCCUACACGGCCUCCUCCGCCUCUGAUGAUGACAAGCAGAGGACAGGUCCAGUCUCUGUGGGGACCAAGAAAGAUCCUUCGUCGGAAGUGCUGUCUGGGGAGGGGGCCACUCCUCAGAAGGAGCCAGUGGUGGGAGGCACCCUGAGCCCGCUCACCCUGGCCAAUAAGGCGGAGAGCGUGGUGUCCGUCACCAGUCAGUGUAGCUUCAGCUCCACCAUCGUCCAUGUGGGAGACAAGAAGCCCCCGGAGUCGGACAUCAUCAUGAUGGAGGACCUUCCUGGCCUAGCCCCAGGCCCAGCCCCCAGCCCGGCCCCCAGCCCCACAGUAGCCCCUGACCCAGCCCCAGAUGCCUACCGUCCAGUGGGCCUGACCAAGGCCGUGCUGUCCCUGCACACACAGAAGGAAGAGCAAGCCUUCCUCAGUCGUUUCCGGGACCUUGGCAGGCUGCGUGGACUCGACAGCUCUUCCACGGCCCCCUCCGCCCCUGGUGAGCGAGGCUGCCACCAUGGCCCUGCACCCCCCGGCCGCCGACACCACUGCCGAUCCAAAGCCAAGCGCUCACGCCACCACCAGACCCCCCGGGCCGAAGCCCCCUGCUACAUCUCCCACCCAUCACCUGUGCCACCCUCUGCUGCCUGGCCCCCCCCACCAGCCACUACCCCCUUCCCAGCCGUGGUCCAACCCUACCCCUUCCCAGUAUUCUCCCCUCGAGGAGGCCCUCAGCCUCUUCCCCCUGCACCCACUUCUGUGCCCCCUGCCACUUUCCCUGCCCCCCUGGUAACCCCAAUGGUGGCCUUAGUGCUCCCUAACUAUCUGUUCUCUGCCCCAUCCGGCUAUCCCUACGGGGCACCCCAGACCCCAACGGAGGGGCCUCUUACCCCUGCUUCCCACUCCCCUUCCCCAUCCUUGCCACCUCUGCCCCCAAGCCCUCCCCACCGCCCAGACUCCCCACUGUUCAACUCAAGAUGCAGCUCCCCGCUCCAGCUCAAUCUGCUGCAGCUCGAGGAGCCCCCCCGUGCUGAGGGGGGCACUGUUGCAGGGGGCCCUGGGAGCAGUGCUGGGCCCCCACCUCCCAAUGAGGAGGCUGCUGAGCCAGAGGCCAGACUGGUGGAGGUAACAGAGUCCUCCAAUCAGGACGCACUUUCUGGCUCCAGUGACCUGCUGGAACUGCUACUGCAAGAGGACUCUCGCUCUGGCACGGGCUCUGCAGCCUCAGGCUCCCUGGGCUCUGGCUUGGGCUCUGGGUCUGGUUCAGGCUCCCACGAAGGGGGCAGCACCUCAGCCAGCAUCACUCGCAGCAGUCAGAGCAGCCACACAAGCAAGUACUUCGGCAGCGUAGACUCUUCUGAGGCUGAGGCUGGGGCUGCUCAGGCCAGGGCUGAGCCCGGGGACCAAGUCAUUAAGUACGUGCUCCAGGAUCCCAUCUGGUUGCUCAUGGCCAACGCUGACCAACAUGUCAUGAUGACUUACCAGGUGCCCUCCAGGGACAUGACCUCUGUGCUAAAGCAGGACCGGGAGCGGCUCCGGGCCAUGCAGAAACAGCAGCCUCGGUUCUCAGAGGACCAGCGUCGGGAACUGGGUGCUGUGCACUCCUGGGUCCGGAAGGGCCAGCUGCCUCAGGCCCUUGAUGUCAUGGCCUGUGUGGACUGUGGUAGCAGUGCACAAGACCCUGGCCACCCUGAUGACCCACUGUUCUCAGAGCUGGAUGGACUGGGGCUGGAGCCCAUGGAGGAGGGCGGAGGCGAGGGGGGAAGUGGUGGUGGUGGUGGUGGUGAGGGUGAGGGUCUCAAGGAGGCCCAAGCCCAAGUUGGGGCCAAGGUCUCAAGCUCUCAGGACUUGGCCAUGGAGGAGGAGGAACAAGGUGUGAGCUCAUCCAGUCCAGCCUUACCUACCACAGAAAAUGGCACCAGCUAGACUCCAUUUUGGGACCACCUCUGGGAGUCCAUGAGAGGCUUCCUUCUCCUUGAUGUCCCAAUUCUCAGAACUUGGAUUUGGCUAGACCAAUCAAUAAGAUACUGCCCAGCUUUUCCCACCGAAGGGGGCUGGACCCCCAUCACCAGCCCAAGAUUCAGGGGGCCGUCUCUGACCUCUUAGGGAACAGAGGAUGGAACUCCUCAGCCCAGCCCAGCCCCACUCUUGAUGAGGAGUCCUUCCCUCCCGUGGACAAAGUUGUUGACAAGCUGCUGAAGUGGUCUCUCCAAAUCCCAGCUGAGCCUGAGUCUGGCCCUGAAGGUUGGGGCUGCACUUAUUUAUUGGAGGAGACAGCUCUCUCUCCCACCUCCUCCCCGAUGGGAGGAGAGCCUGAGGCCCAAGCAGGACCCAGGGGUACAAACUGCUAGCUGCUCCAGGGUGGGGGAGGUUGGUGGACCGUGGAGUCCCUGGUGCUGCCCCUCAGGUGGGACCCAGGCGUUCUCAGCUGUACCCUCUACCAAUGGCAUUUGUGUUUUUGAUAUUGUGUCUGUUACUACUUUUUUAAUACAAAAAGAAAAAAAGCCCA
Molecule: messenger RNA, 6280 nt
Organism: Microcebus murinus (gray mouse lemur)
Lineage: Eukaryota; Metazoa; Chordata; Mammalia; Primates; Cheirogaleidae
Source: RefSeq, a predicted model, not a curated record